AUGUGGCUAGCCCGCGGCGUACAAUCUGCCAUAUUCUACUAUGCCACAUGCACUCCCUGUGCGGAAGCAGAGAGUCGACGUCGCCGUAAGAAGGAUGCUAUACGGGCCCAGCGGGAACAGGCAAAGUCCGCCGUGAUAGUUACCGAUCAGCCACAACUAUUCCCUCAACCAACGCCUUUUAGUACGAACGCAGGAUGGAUGGAAGAGAUUUCAUUAGGGCCGGGUCCGCCAGCUCGUCGACAUCGAUCGAGGAAUUGCCCAAGUGAUGGAUUGCCCAGGUUGUCGUCUACGUCCAGUAUGACGGUUGAACGGUCAAUGCUAUCGGGAGGGAAAGAAAAAGGGUCUUUGACCGAGAAAUUCCACUGGUCGCGCUUCCAGCGAGAAGAUGAAAUACUCUGGGGUGAAGAGGAUCAUUGGAGAGAAGGGGAAGAUACCAUUCUGGGCUCAUCGGUUGGUAUUUCCGGCCGUGCUAGGGCGGGGACGGGCCAUUCAAACAAAUACUAUAUUGCACGAGCACCUCCCGUGAACGAUUUGCAUCCGCCCAUUGUGAGCGGUCCGACGAGUCGUGCUGAAACACGAUGGAUGUUACAGCCGCCUCCUAGUGCGAAGGUCAUGGCCGGAAAAGCCAGGCAUGAUGUUAUGCGUGAAAGUCAGGGUUCGAGCACACGAAGACGAAGUCGCAUUGAUAUGAAGAUCAAGGAGUCCGAGGAAGAGGAAGAAAUGAUCCAGGAGGGACAAUUGGGUCCCAUCACAGAUCGACCUGGCUGGCCAAUUGGCAAGGCGACUAAUUCCUAUCGUCGAACAUUGGACACUUGCAGGAAGAAUCGACCUGCGAUGCUUGAAAUUCACACGUCAUUGUCGUCCCCGGAAACAGGUGACGAAAACUGCGACAGUUUACAGCAACCGCCCGCCGCAGCCACCACAGGAGAAACACUGCGAUCGACAUCAAUGACGGAUAUUCGUGCAUACGACGAGUGGCAUCUCCAAUUAUCACCAUCCUUCCACUCCCGGUCCAAUUCGCCAUCGAGCAUGGGGUCGCCGGACGACUCGCUCCAUUGGCCGGACACGCCGUAUUCACGGCCUGAUUCCAAACGCACGGCAGCAGAUAGCGGCAAGGGGUUUCACCCGUCGUAUCUCAAUCUAGCCGUGUCCUCUCGAGAAGUAGACAAAAGCAUUGAAGCUAUACAUGUUGAAGUGAACGAGCCGAGAUCGAGAGAACAGAUGCACCCAGUGAAAUGGCGCUGGAGUUUUGACAUCUAG
This is a messenger RNA of Talaromyces marneffei, 1260 nucleotides long. RefSeq lists its product as uncharacterized. Bases 1 to 1260 code for a protein of 419 amino acids. Lineage: Eukaryota; Fungi; Ascomycota; Eurotiomycetes; Eurotiales; Trichocomaceae. The transcript has a single exon. The record is from RefSeq and is a predicted model, not a curated record.